Molecule: messenger RNA, 2334 nt
Organism: Spinacia oleracea (spinach)
Lineage: Eukaryota; Viridiplantae; Streptophyta; Magnoliopsida; Caryophyllales; Amaranthaceae
Exons: 5
Coding region: 1-2334 (777 amino acids)
Source: RefSeq, a predicted model, not a curated record
AUGUGUUCAAAGACUGCUUCUUUGAUGAGGUGGCAUGAUGGUAAAAAGAAGAAAGAUGAUACGAUGCGACAUCCUGUUGAUGGAGCCGCGUGGGAGUCAUUUGACAAGGAGUUUCCCGAGUUUGCAUCAGAUCCUAGAAAUGUUAGGUUGGGGCUUGCUAGUGAUGGUUUUCAACCCUUUGCAAACUCGAAAACACCUUAUAGUAUUUGGCCUGUAGUACUUAUGCCAUAUAACUUACCUCCAUAUCUUUGUAUGCAGCAGUCUAAUAUACUUCUUUCGAUGCUUAUUCCUGGUCCUAAAGGACCCGGUGAUGCAAUUGACAUAUAUUUGCAACCAUUGAUCGAGGAAUUAAAAGAUCUAUGGGACACUUGUGUCGAGACCUUCGAUGCAGCAACUCAACAUCAUUUUAAUUUACGUGCAGCACUGAUGUGGACCAUUAAUGAUUUUCCAGCAUAUGCCAUGUUGUCAGGAUGGAGUACUAAGGGGUAUUUGGCAUGCCCUCGUUGCCUUAAGGAUACACGAUCAAUGAGACUAUCUCAUGGGGGCAAAGAAUGCUACAUGAAGCAUAGAUGUUAUUUUCCAAAGAACCAUAGAUGGCGGAAGGAUAAGGAUUCAUUUGACGGAAAAGUUGAGCAUGGUCUACCUCCUGAACCUUGUUCAAUUGAUGAAAUUCUUCGUCAACUCGAGGAUCUUGAGAACAUUGUUUUGUCCAAGGAUCCACAUGUGAAGACAAAAAUAAAUCAUGAGCUUAGGGGUGAUAAUUGGAAUAAGAAAAGUAUUUUCUUUGAGCUUCCCUACUGGAGGAAACAUUUGUUACGGCACAAUUUAGACGUGAUGCAUAUUGAGAAAAAUAUAUGUGAUAGUGUUCUUGGGACAAUUAUGAACAUCAAAGGGAAGACUAAAGACACUAUAAAAUCACGUCAUGACUUGGAAGCUAUGGGGAUAAGGCCCACAUUGCACCCAGUCAAAGGAGGGGACAAAUAUAAGAUGCCUCCAGCACCGUUUACUUUUUCUCCUGCCGAGAAGAAAAGAUUUUGUUUAAAGAGCCAUGAUUGCCAUGUAAUACUCGAACAUCUUCUUCCUUUGGCAAUACGUGGUCUACUCACUCCACUUGUACGCGAAGCACUGAUUGAGCUAUCAAGGUACUUUACCUUAUUAUGUGCUAAAGUACUUAAAGUGAGUGAAUUGAAACAACUAGAGACCCAAAUUCCUAUCACUCUCUGCAAAUUAGAGAAGGUUUUUCCUCCCUCGUUCUUUGAUGUGAUGAUGCAUUUGCCUAUCCAUUUAGCCAAUGAAGCUAUGAUCGGAGGUCCUGUUCAGUUCAGAUGGAUGUAUCCUAUUGAACAAUAUAUGUAUAAGCUUAAAUCUUAUGUACGAAAUAGGGCUCACCCAGAAGCUUCAAUUGCGGAGGGCUAUUUAGCAGAUGAGUGUAUGACCCUUUGCUCAAGCCAUCCUGGUAGAGGUUUAGGAGCUCUAACUGUUAUAAGUGUUCCCAAGCGUGAAAUGCAUCAAGCUCACGAUUACAUUUUGAUGAACUGUGACGAGGUUCAACCUUUCCUACAAGAGUAUUCUGAAACUCAUCCAAUAGAUGAUUCUGGGAUCAUCGAAGAGGAAUGGAGCGAGAAUUUUAGAAAAUGGUUUAAGGAUGAAGUUGUGCUCUUAUAUGAGAAUAAUAAGAGCAAGGAAAUGGAAAAUCUUCUCUCCCUUUCACGUGGACCAACUGAAUAUGUAACAUCUUUUAGUCGUUAUGUGGUAAAUGGAUACAGAUUUCAUACACAAAACCGUGAUAAGAAUUUGAGAACACAAAAUAGUGGCGUGGUUGUGUUAGGAAAUACGGGUGAUGGAGAUGAGAACAUGGAUUAUUAUGGAGUUGUAACAGAAAUUGUAGAGAUACAAUAUCUCGGAGGAAACCGAAUUGUGCUAUUUCGGUGUAACUGGUGGGAUGUAUUUGAUAAGGUAAGAGGAAUCAAAGAAGAUGAAUAUGGAACCAUUAGUAUUAAUUGUAAUAGGCAAUUAAAAACUGAUGAACCAUUUAUCUUAGCUAGUCAAGCAAGACAAGCUUUUUAUGCCACCGACAACAUUAACAAAGUUUGGGUUAUUGCAUCAAAUACUCAACCGCGCAACUUGUUAGAUGAUGACAGUGAUGUUGAUGAGCAAAGUGAAGCAUACCAACAGACUGAAUUUGAUAGACCAACAUAUGUUGCAUCCUCCUCUACAAGUGAAAGCAGUGAAAUACGUAGAAGUCGGGCUGGAAUAGAUCCCAUUAUUGUAGAAGAUAUUUCAAUCAAAAGUGGAGAACAACAAGCUCGUGUGAAGAGGAGAAGAGAGGAAUGA